GUCGCUGUCUUCUAUAUAUAACAUCUUGCGCUUAAUUAGAUCCAUUCUUAUCCCUGAUUAGCAACAGGUUCGUGUAACUCCACCACUGCGUGCCCAUGUAAAGGAAGGAAGGAUUCACACCAAGGACAAUGGUGAGAUAUAAAAAGAGACGCUGCAACUGGUCAUGUUUGUUAUCGCAGCACAAUCAAGAGGGUAAGUCCACAAUCCUUUGGCGUGCGACAGCAACUGUCCAGGAUUAUUCUCUGUGUUCGCAUCUUCUUCAAAAACUUCUGUUUCAACUUCUAGUCCAGUUGUAAUUCCUGAACUUGAACAGAGGGUGAGUAUAUAAUGUGAUGCUGGAUCCAAUUUCAAGCUUUAUCCACUGCAUGAAAUCAUCUAAAAAUGUGCUGAUGUCUUUGAUUCUGGAGGAGAAAAUGAGCACAGAUGGGGAAAUGGCGAUCUUCGGGCCGGCUGCCCAGUUCCUCCGUAAGUCUGAGAGGGAGAGGACGGAGGCUCAGUCGCGCAAGUUUGACAACAAGACGGCGUGCUUCGUCAGCGACGACAAAGAGCUGUAUGUCAAGGCUGAGAUCCAGGACAGGGAGGACGGCAAAGUCACCGUCAAGACCGUGGACGACAGAACUUUAACCGUCAGGGACGACCAAGUGUUUCCCAUGAACCCCCCGAAGUUUGAUAAGAUUGAGGACAUGGUGAUGAUGACGCACCUUCACGAACCCGCGGUGUUGUUCAACCUCAAGGAACGAUACGCGGCGUGGAUGAUCUAUACGUACUCCGGGUUGUUCUGUGUGACCGUGAAUCCGUACAAAUGGCUGCCGGUCUACAACCCGGAGGUGGUCCGAGCCUACAGAGGGAAGAAGAGGAUGGAGGUCCCUCCUCACAUCUUCGCCCUGUCUGACAACGCCUACCAAUUCAUGCUAACCGAUCGUGAGAAUCAAUCUAUUCUUAUCACCGGAGAAUCCGGCGCAGGAAAGACCGUCAACACCAAACGUGUCAUUCAGUAUUUCGCGACAAUUGCAGUUUCUCCUGACAAGAAAAAGGAAGCGAGUACUAAAAUGAAGGGGACUCUGGAGGAUCAGAUCAUCCAGGCCAACCCUCUGCUGGAAGCUUUCGGGAACGCCAAGACUAUGAGGAACGACAACUCCUCUCGCUUUGGUAAAUUCAUUCGAAUACACUUUGGCACAAGUGGAAAACUGGCAUCUGCAGAUAUCGAAACAUAUUUGCUGGAGAAGUCAAGAGUGACGUUUCAGCUGGCGGCUGAGAGGAGUUAUCAUAUUUUCUAUCAGCUGACUUGCAACAAGAAGCCUGAACUGAUCGAUCUGCUCCUCAUCACCACCAAUCCGUACGACUUCGCCUUCGUCAGUCAAGGAGAAAUCAGCGUCAAAAGCAUAAAUGACGCCGAUGAGCUGAUGGCUACAGAUGAGGCCUUUGAUAUUCUGGGAUUCACCGCUGAAGAGAAAAUGUCCAUCUACAAGCUGACUGGAGCUGUGAUGCAUUAUGGGAACAUGAAGUUCAAGCAGAAGCAGCGGGAGGAGCAGGCGGAGCCAGAUGGCACCGAGGAAGCUGAUAAAGCAGCGUAUCUGAUGGGCCUGAACUCUGCUGAUCUGCUGAAAGCUCUGUGUUAUCCCCGAGUAAAGGUUGGAAAUGAGUACGUAACCAAAGGACAAAAUGUGCAGCAGGUGUACAACUCCAUUGGCGCCCUCGCAAAGUCCGUCUACGAGAAGAUGUUUUUGUGGAUGGUCGUACGAAUCAACCACCAGCUGGACACAAAACAAUCCAGACAACAUUUCAUCGGCGUCCUCGACAUCGCUGGCUUCGAAAUCUUUGAAUACAACAGCAUGGAGCAGCUGUGCAUCAACUUCACCAACGAGAAGCUGCAGCAGUUUUUCAACCACCACAUGUUCGUGCUGGAGCAGGAGGAGUACAAGAAGGAGGGCAUCGACUGGGAGUUCAUCGACUUCGGCAUGGACCUGGCCGCCUGCAUUGAACUCAUUGAGAAGCCGAUGGGGAUCUUCUCCAUCCUCGAAGAGGAGUGCAUGUUCCCCAAAUCAACAGACGCUUCCUUCAAGAACAAACUGUACGACCAGCAUCUUGGGAAGAACAACUGCUUCCUGAAGCCCAAAACAGUCAAAGGCAAACCUGAAGCUCACUUCACGCUGAUGCACUACGCCGGCACAGUCGACUACAACAUCAGCGGCUGGCUGGAGAAGAACAAAGAUCCUCUGAGCGAGUCGGUGGUGCAGCUUUACCAGAAGUCGUCCGUCAAAAUACUGUCCAUGCUGUACGCAAGCUUCUCCGGAACGGAAGAAGCAGCUGCAGGAGGAACUAAAAAAGGAGCCAAGAAGAAAGGAGCAUCUUUCCAAACGGUGUCGGCGCUGUUCAGGGAGAAUCUCGGGAAGCUCAUGACUAAUCUGAGAACCACUCAUCCUCACUUUGUGCGCUGCUUGAUACCAAAUGAGACCAAAACUCCAGGUGAGAUGGAAAACCACCUGGUUAUUCACCAACUCCGCUGCAACGGCGUGCUGGAAGGCAUCCGGAUCUGUCGGAAAGGAUUUCCAAGCAGAAUCCUGUACGGCGACUUCAAGCAGAGAUACAGGAUUCUUAAUCCCAGUGCCGUUCCAGAGGGACAAUUUAUGGACAACAAAAAGGCUGCAGAGAAACUUCUGGGCUCCAUCGAUGUGGAUCACACUCAGUACAAGUUUGGACACACUAAGGUGUUUUUUAAAGCUGGUCUGCUGGGAGCGUUGGAGGAGAUGAGAGAUGAGCGGUUAGCUCAGGUCGUGUCGUCCACUCAGGCUCUGUGUCGCGCCUACCUGGUUCGGCUGGAGUACCAGAAGAUGAUGGCCAGAAAGGAGGCGAUCUACACCAUCCAGUAUAACUUCCGUUCAUUCAUGAACGUGAAACACUGGCCGUGGAUGAAGCUGUAUUUUAAGCUCAAACCUCUCCUGAAGAGCGCCGAGGCCGAGAAGGAAAUGGCCCAAAUGAAGGUGGAUUUCACGAAGCUCAAGGAAGAUCUGGCCAAAUCUGAAAACCGGCGGAGGGAACUCGAGGAGAAAAUGGUUUCUGUUGUGCAAGAGAAGAACGACCUCCUCCUGCAAGUUCAAACCGAGUCGGACAACCUCCUGGAUGCGGAGGAGAGAUGUGAAGGCCUCAUCAAGAGCAAGAUCCAGAUGGAGGCCAAGCUGAAGGAGGUGACGGAGCGACUGGAGGACGAGGAGGAGGUGAACGCCGAGCUGACCGCCAAGAAGAGGAAGCUGGAGGACGAGUGCGCCGAACUGAAGAGGGACAUUGACGACUUGGAGCUCACCUUGGCCAAAGUGGAGAAGGAGAAACACGCCGUUGAAAACAAGGUGAAGAACCUGACGGAAGAAAUCAUGAGCCAAGACGAAAACAUCGCCGUGCUGUCGAAGGAGAAGAAAGCGCUGCAGGAGGCUCAUCAGCAGACGCUGGACGACCUGCAGUCAGAGGAGGACAAACUCAACGUUCUGACCAAAGCCAGAACCAAACUGGAGCAGCAGGUGGACGAGCUGGAAGGUUCGCUGGAGCAAGAGAAGAAGGUCCGUAUGGACCUGGAACGAGCCAAGAGGAAGCUGGAGGGGGACAUGAAACUGGCUCAGGAGUCCAUCAUGGAUCUGGAGAACGAGAAGCAGCAGCAGGACGAGAAGCUGAAGAAGAAAGACUUUGAGUUGUCGCAGCUGCAGACGAAGAUCGAAGACGAACAAGCUCUCAGUGUUCAGCUGCAGAAGAAAAUCAAAGAGCUGCAGGCCCGGAUCGAGGAGCUGGAGGAGGAAAUCGAGUCCGAGCGCUCGGCUCGAGCCAAAGUGGAGAAGCAGCGGUGCGAUCUGUCCAGAGAGCUGGAGGAGAUCACGGAGAGGCUGGAGGAGGCCGGAGGAGCCACCGCCGCUCAGGCCGAGAUGAACAAGAAGCGAGAGGCCGAGUUCCUCAAACUGCGCAGAGAGCUGGAGGAGAGUUCGCUGCAGCACGAGGCCACGUCUGCCGCGCUGCGUAAGAAACACGCCGACAGUGUGGCUGAGAUGGGAGAACAGCUGGACAACAUCCAGAGAGUCCGACAGAAACUGGAGAAGGAGAAGAGCGAGCUGAGGCUGGAGAUGGACGACCUGGCGAGCAACAUGGAGUCCAUGGCCAAAGCAAAGAUUAAUUUAGAGAAGAUGUGCCGUUCACUCGAAGAUCAACUGAGUGAGGUGAAAACCAAAGAGGAGGAGCAUCAGAGGCUCAUCAACGACCUCUCAAGCCAGAGAGCUCGACUGCAGACGGAGAAUGCUGAAAUGUCUCGUCAGCUGGAGGAAAAAGAAUCGUUAAUGUCGCAGCUGACUCGAGGAAAACAAGCCUUCAUCCAGCAGAUCGAGGAGCUGAAAAGACUUCAUGAGGAGGAAGUGAAGGCUAAAAACGCUCUGGCUCACGGUUUACAAUCGUCCCGACACGACUGCGAGCUGCUCCGAGAGCAGUACGAGGAGGAGCAGGAGGCCAAAGCCGAGCUGCACCGCUGCCUUUCCAAGGCCAACAGCGACGUGGCUCAGUGGAGAACCAAAUACGAGACGGACGCCAUCCAGCGGACCGAAGAGCUCGAGGAGGCGAAGAAGAAGCUCGCUCUGCGUCUGCAGGACGCCGAAGAAGCUGUCGAGGCCGUUAACUCCAAGUGUUCGUCGCUGGAGAAGACGAAGCAGCGUCUGCAGGGAGAGGUGGAGGACUUGAUGAUGGACAUCGAGAGGUCGAAUGCUGCUGCGGCCGCCCUCGACAAGAAGCAGAGGAACUUCGAUAAGAUUCUGUCUGAGUGGAAGCAGAAACACGAGGAGAGUCAGGCCGAGCUGGAGUUGUCCGUUAAAGAGGUUCGUUCUUUGGGCACCGAGAACUUCAAGAUGAAGAACGCCUUCGAGGAAUGUCUGGAACAGCUCGAGACGCUCAAACGGGAAAACAAAAACCUGCAACAGGAAAUCAUGGAUCUGACUGAGCAGCUGGGAGAGACGGGAAAAACCAUCCAUGAGCUGGAGAAGUCAAAGAAACAGGCUGAACAGGAGAAGCUGGAGGCUCAGGCUGCUCUGGAGGAAGCAGAAGCCUCUCUGGAGCACGAUGAAUCCAAGAUCCUGCGAGUCCAGCUGGAGCUGAACCAGGUGAAGUCUGAGGUGGACAAGAAGAUAAACGAGAAGGACGAAGAGAUCGAGCAGCUGAAGAGAAACAGCCAGCGGAUCAUCGACACCAUGCAGGCUAACCUGGACGCAGAGGUCCGCAGCAGGAACGACGCCCUGAGAGUGAAGAAGAAGAUGGAGGGAGACCUGAACGAGAUGGAGGUCCAGCUGAGCCACGCAAACCGGCAGGCGGCCGAGUCGCAGAAACAGCUGAGGAACAUCCAGGUCCAGCUGAAGGAGGUUCAGAUUCACCUGGACGACGCUCUGAGAAACAGCGAGGACAUGAAGGAGCAGGUCGCCAUGACGGAGCGCCGGAGCAACCUGAUGCAGGCGGAGAUGGAGGAGAUCCGGGCGGCUCUGGAGCAAACGGAGAGGAGCCGCAAGCUGGCGGAGCAGGAGCUGCUGGACGCCAGCGAGAGAGUGCAGCUGCUCCACUCACAGAACACCUCCCUGCUGAACAGCAGGAAGAAGCUGGAGGCCGAUCUCUCCCACAUUCAGGGUGAGAUGGACGACAGCGUUCAAGCGGCGAGGAACGCUGAGGAGAAAGCCAAGAAGGCCAUCACUGAUGCGGCCAUGAUGGCCGAGGAGCUGAAGAAGGAGCAGGACACCGGCGCUCACCUGGAGAGGAUGAAGAAGAACCUGGAGGCCACGGUGAAGGACCUGCAGCAGCGUCUGGACGAGGCCGAGAACCUCGCCAUGAAGGGCGGCAAGAAGCAGCUUCAGAAGCUGGAAGCGAGGGUGCGGGAGCUGGAGAACGAGCUCGAGGCCGAACAGAGACACGGCUCCGAUUCUGUGAAAGGAGUUCGCAAACUGGAGCGCAAGAUUAAAGAGCUCACCUAUCAGUCUGAGGAGGACAAGAAGAACCUGAUGCGUCUGCAGGAGCUGGUGGAUAAAUUCCAGCUGAAGAUCAAGGCGUACAAGCGGCAGGCUGAAGAAGCUGAGGAGCAAGCCAACACUCACCUGGCCAAGCUGAGGAAGGUGCAGCACGAGCUGGAGGAGGCGGAGGAGCGAGCCGACAUCGCCGAGUCGCAGGUCAACAAGAUGAAAGUGAAGAGUCGUGACUUGGGGAAGGCGAAAGAGAGCGAAGAGUGAACCGCUGUGAAGAGGAAGACGAUCUGCUGUGUGUCUGAGCUGACAUAGUGUUCAACAUACUCUUAACUGAAUGUGUCCUUCAAUUAAAGCCACGAUGUGUAGAAACGCAAAGCAGGAACUUAUUUAUUAGUCUGAUACAAAACAAAAUACAAACCAGGGAAGUGCUGUGGAGGAACACCGAGCUGACAACCAGGAAGUGAAUAAGUCAGGUUUGAAUAGACAGAGACUAAUUAACAAAUUAAACACAGGUGAGGAGGAGAAGAAGAGGUGACAGGAUGAAACUCCUACAAAAUAAAACAGGAAACAGAAACAACUAAAACUCUCUAAAUGUCCAGCAGAUCAACGUUCUGUAUCCACCUGCUGCUGUAACAUCAAUAUCAGGACUCAGUGUGUUGAGAUAAUCAGCCGCUGGUGUUAAUUAUCCAAUCAGGUGCCAGCAAAGUAUUGCAGAAGAAGAAGAAGAAGAAGAAGAAGCUCCAGUCAGAUCUCUUUUUACAACCUGGCAACCCAAAACUUGUUGUUAUUCAGAGGAAAAGUCCACACAGUCUUUAGUUUCCUGCAGUAGAAGUUCAGAUACUCAAAUAAAACUUCAGAUAAAAGUAGAAAUACUAGUUCAACCUGUUUAUUACAGUAAAAGUAAUCGAGUACACGAUCUGAAAUGUACUUAAAGCUGAGAAAUGUUUGUUUCUUAUGUUUAAGUUCUUCACGUCGUGGCUUUUAAUAUAAAGUUCUGCAGCGUGAGUUGCUUGUGUUGUCGUAGUGGAUGUAUGUUGACUUAAUAUCAAUAAAAUGUAUUUAAAAAUCA
Molecule: messenger RNA, 7035 nt
Organism: Acanthopagrus latus (yellowfin seabream)
Lineage: Eukaryota; Metazoa; Chordata; Actinopteri; Spariformes; Sparidae
Product: myosin-4-like
Exons: 39
Coding region: 333-6230 (1965 amino acids)
Cellular component (GO): myosin complex
Molecular function (GO): cytoskeletal motor activity; ATP binding; actin filament binding
Source: RefSeq, a predicted model, not a curated record